UUUAAUGCCCACCCACUGCACCAUACAGGAGCUGCUCACUGAAGCCCCGCAUGUGCGCUUCCUUAAAGCCAUUCUCACUGACAGACCCCUGGGAAGUCGUGUGUGUUGCCCAAGAUGUCCAAAGUGACAGUUUCAUGCUUUUUGCUGGUUCUAAUCGGUUGCAUCAGUGCGCAGUUUGCGCCCCAGGUCCUGUGGGAGUUGGCUCGCAAGGGCAGGAGUAAGCGCCUCAGCUGCACCUUGGACACUUCAGACACGCCCGUUCACUGGUACAGAGCAGAACCCGGACAGGCCCUCAGGCGCAUUCUGUACUUCGCACAGGGAGCUUCAUCAGCCACCAAGGAUUCGGGAUUUGGCAGCAGAUUUAAUGGUGGUAAAAAGGGGAAAACCUUUUCCCUGACCAUCACAGGAGUCACGGAGGGCGACGCGACCACUUAUUACUGCGCGCAUUGGAGCGGGGAUGAGAAAAUCUUCAGCUCAGGCAUCAGACUGUAUGUUAAAGAUGAUAGCCCGAAGAUUCCCAAAGUGUCUGUGUACCCAGUGUCCAAACCACAGUUGAAUGGAAAGCGUGUGUUACUGUGCCAGGCAAGAGAUAUGUUUCCAGACCUAGUGAGAUUCACAUGGCAAGCAGAAGAUCAGAGUGGAAAAAAAGUAGAGCUGAAAGAUGCUGAGCAGUUGGAGCAGAAAGACGAGGAUCAGGAGGUCAAAAUAACCAGCAUGCUCAUUGUAGACCAACAGAAAGUGAAGACCAAUAAAUUCACCUGCUCUGUUCAGCACAACACCAACGAUAAGGAACAGCGAGUUGACAUUCCAAUAUUCCAACAACAAGAUGAUCCUCAUUCUGUCCCUGUUCAAACCUGUCCACCACCCCCUAAAAAAGAACAAGAAGUAAACAAUGGAAAAGAGGAGGAGGAGGAAGAGGAUGAAAAACCUUUAUAUGAUGUGUUUGAGCUGAGACGCAGUCUGCAUCUGUUCAGCAUGACGUAUGUGAUACUGCUGGUGAAAAACAUACUGUUUUUCUGCACCAUCUCUGUCUUACUGUACAAAAGAAAUUCUGCAAACAAGGAGAUGCUCAGAAGCAAGGCUUGCUGAUUAGUCCAUCAGCUAAACAGCACGACACACCACACCAGGAGUUUUCUACACAAUACACAUUUACCACAUCUAUUUUCUUAUUUACAUUACAACAUAUUUGUCUUAACUCUGAUUACUCUUACUAUAUUACUAUUUUUUAAAAAACUGACUAAUUACUAUUUCCUCAUAACGGGUAAUACUUUCAAUAUUAAGUCUUCAGACAAACCGAUUUUUUUGUUCUUUUUAGAUUAGUGAUGAGUAAAUAAUAGUUGUGCUAAGGAUGGAGUUUAAUGUUCCUACUCUACUGUACAUAGAUGCAUUGCCAAGAUGUUCUUCAAUAAAUUACUCAGAAAAAUUA
Neoarius graeffei (lesser salmon catfish) is the source of this 1426-nucleotide messenger RNA. RefSeq names its product immunoglobulin lambda-1 light chain-like. The record is from RefSeq and is a predicted model, not a curated record. The transcript has 6 exons. The coding region runs from base 115 to 1089 and encodes 324 amino acids. NCBI's taxonomy places the organism in Eukaryota, Metazoa, Chordata, Actinopteri, Siluriformes, Ariidae.